GGGGUGGGAGAUCCGUUCUCCCCCCCGCGCUGCCCCCGCGCUGCACCGCACCGGGGUUCGGUCCCGGCCCCGGGAGAGGUCCCAGAACGGUGCGGGCGGACCCCAGCAGAGGGCGCGGCGGAGUCGCUCCGAAGCGAUCGCGUUUACAUCGGCGCCGGUAAUACCGGAGCGAUUCUCAGAUCUGAGCGCAGAGUGCCACCGCGCGGCUCCGGGGGGAAACCGCGGCUUUCCGGGGGGCGUCCCGGGGAAUUCCGUUAUUACCGAACCGGGUAGACGAACCCGGGGUUUUCCCCGCGGUGGUGACGUCACGCGUGACGCCACCGUCCGGUAGGAGCGGAAGAGCAGCCGGGAGCCAUGGCCGCGCUGCUGAAGGCCGUUCUGAGCGCCUCGGAGAAGGCAGCUGAGAUCGCACGGCUGUGCCGGGAUGCGGAGCCGCUCUUCCGACUGCUGGUGGCCGAGAAAACCGGAGCGGAUCGGAACCAGCGCUUCUCCCACGACUUCAAGACUCUGGCAGAUGUCCUCAUCCAGGAGGUCAUCCGGCACGACCUGGGUGCCAAGUUCCCUGAGCUGCGUGGCCACAUCGGCGGCGAAGAGUCCAACGAGUUCACCAACGCCAACGGGGACACGGUGGCGGUGCGGGUGUGCGGCACGGUGGGUGAAACGGCAGCGCUGCUGGGCUCCGUGCUGCACCCCGAACGGGAAGCGGCGGAGCUGCUGGCGGCCGCGGCACACCGGGAGGUGGCAGUCGGGGACGCGGCGCUGGAUGGCAUCACCGUCAGCAUCGCCCCCGGGGAUGUGGCCGUCUGGAUCGAUCCCAUCGAUUCCACCAAUGAGUACAUCGUGGGGCGUGAGGAUGUUGUCCCCCAGGAUGGCAUCGCGCCGUCGGGGCUCUGCUCGGCGCUGGUGCUCAUCGGUGCCUAUGAACGCAGCAGUGGUCGCCCCGUGCUGGGUGUCAUCAACGAGCCUUUCCACCGCCGCCACCCCCAGACACGUGGGUGGCAGGGCCGCUACCAUUGGGGUAUCGCCUACCGGGGCACCCACCUCUCCUCUCUGAGCCCCCCACCACCACCACAACCCCCUCCUCGUGUGGUGCUGAGCCGGGCAGAGGCGCAGGGGGUGCGUGAUGCUCUGGCCUCACUCAGUGGGGGUCACCUCCAUUUCGCUGCCGGUGCCGGUUACAAGAUGCUGUGUGUCAUCCUGGGACAUGCGGAUGCCUACAUCCUCUCUGGGGGGAGCACCUUUGCAUGGGAUGCCUGUGCCCCCCACGCCAUCCUGUGUGCUCUAGGGGGGGGUGUGGUGGCCCUGAGGGAUGCCCUAAGGGCACAGAGGGAGGGGGACACGAGGACGCCCCCCCAGCUGACCUACAACCGCCCGGCUGAGGGGGCAGUGGGGGCUGAGCGUUGGGCCAACCUGGGGGGGCUGGUGGCCUAUGUGCACCCCCAGCACUUGGAGGCGGUGCUGGAGGCGCUGGCAGCCGUGCCGGGGCUUUGAGUGGGGAGGGGUUGGGGGGCAGGG
Phasianus colchicus (ring-necked pheasant) is the source of this 1515-nucleotide messenger RNA. It is a transcript of the gene INPP1, whose product is annotated as inositol polyphosphate-1-phosphatase. Gene Ontology annotation, molecular function: inositol-1,4-bisphosphate 1-phosphatase activity. The record is from RefSeq and is a predicted model, not a curated record. Gene Ontology annotation, biological process: phosphatidylinositol phosphate biosynthetic process. NCBI's taxonomy places the organism in Eukaryota, Metazoa, Chordata, Aves, Galliformes, Phasianidae.